Molecule: messenger RNA, 2147 nt
Organism: Morus notabilis
Lineage: Eukaryota; Viridiplantae; Streptophyta; Magnoliopsida; Rosales; Moraceae
Product: probable polyol transporter 4
Exons: 2
Coding region: 158-1750 (530 amino acids)
Biological process (GO): transmembrane transport
Cellular component (GO): membrane
Molecular function (GO): myo-inositol:proton symporter activity; carbohydrate:proton symporter activity
Source: RefSeq, a predicted model, not a curated record
GAGUUAUUUCUCCCUCAUUGUUCAGAUCUAAGAGCCCAAUUUGUGGACUCAGUCUGAAGCUCUUAAAAGUCAAAACUCUUCAAAACAAGUUCUGGGUCUGCUUCGUUUCCCUGUUUUUGGAUCGAAAACUGGCAGUUCGGGAUAGAUAAUAUUUGAGAUGGGAUUGAUGGAUGUCCAAGAAACUGGGAAUGGAGAGAUGGGUAUGUCUGGUAUUUCGUUGGGGACUAAGAACAAAUACAAGAGAAUGGAUUCUGAGCUCACAGAUGAUCACGAUUUUGACCUUUCACAACAUCACCAUAAGACAGAAGAUAGGGGAAGCAGUACCAGGAAAUAUGUCCUUGCCUGUGCCGUUUUUGCUUCUCUCAACAAUGUUCUCCUUGGCUAUGAUGUAGGUGUGAUGAGUGGAGCAAUCAUAUUCAUCCAGGAGGAUUUAAAGAUUACCGAAGUACAGGAAGAAAUACUUGUUGGGAUUUUGAGCAUCGUUUCGCUUUUUGGUAGUUUAGCUGGAGGUAAAACAUCUGAUGUCAUUGGUAGGAAGUGGACAAUGGCCUUCGCCGCUGUUGUCUUUCAAAUAGGUGCAGGUAUAAUGACAGUUGCGCCUUCGUUCCAAGUACUAAUGAUUGGUAGAUUCUUGGCUGGGGUUGGAAUUGGUUUGGGAGUCAUGAUUGCCCCGGUCUAUAUUGCUGAGAUAUCACCCACAGUUUCCAGAGGCUCUCUCACCUCAUUUCCAGAGAUUUUUAUAAAUCUAGGCAUUUUACUUGGUUAUGUCUCGAACUAUGCAUUUUCUGGCCUUCCAGUGCACAUAAACUGGAGGAUAAUGCUUGCUGUGGGAAUUUUACCCUCGAUCUUUAUUGGUUUUGCUCUUUUUAUAAUCCCCGAGUCUCCCAGGUGGUUAGUCAUGCAGAAUCGAAUUGAUGAAGCGAGAUCAGUGCUACUGAAAACCAAUGAGAAUGAGGCUGAGGUGGAGGAAAGACUGGCUGAAAUACAAUUAGCUGCUGGAAUUUCCAAUGCAGAGAAGUACGAGGAGAAACCUGUAUGGCGCGAAUUGUUGAGGCCUUCUCCUGCAAUUCGCCGAAUGUUGGUCACUGGUUUUGGAAUUCAGUGUUUCCAACAAAUAACAGGAAUAGAUGCAACUGUGUAUUACAGCCCCGAAAUCUUUAUAGAAGCUGGGAUCGAGGGAAAAUCAAAGGUACUUGCUGCAACUGUUGCUGUGGGAGUCACAAAGACUGUUUUCAUAUUGGUUGCCAUCAUCCUUAUAGACAGACUUGGGAGAAAGCCAUUGCUCUAUAUCAGCACCAUUGGAAUGACGUUUUGUUUAUUCAGUUUGGGCUUCACACUUACUUUUCUGGGAAAAGGACAAAUUGGGAUUCUAUUAGUUAUUUUAUCUAUUUGUGGCAAUGUAGCUUUUUUCUCUGUGGGAAUUGGCCCUGUCUGCUGGGUUUUGACAUCCGAAAUCUUCCCUCUAAGGCUGAGGGCUCAAGCAGCGGCACUUGGUGCUGUUGGCAACAGGGUGAGCAGUGGCAUAGUUGCCAUGUCUUUCCUUUCUGUUUCCCGGGCGAUUUCCGUUGGUGGGACAUUCUUCAUCUUUUCUGCGAUUUCUGCUCUUUCGGUUUUGUUUGUCCACACCGUUGUCCCGGAAACAAAAGGGAAGUCAUUGGAGCAGAUUGAGUUGUUGUUCCAGGAUAACCGCGAAUGGCAAGGAAGUGAGGUGGAGCUGGGAGAUGUUGAGCAUCUUGUGCAGAAAGAAUAACUGACUUGUCAUUGGAACUAGAAGAAGUUCCAUUUUCAUGGGCCGAAAAUCCUUCACUUACACUUCUCUGCAACUGGCUUCAAACAGGAUAUAGAGUUAUUCCAUUUUCUUCUGAAAAUUUCAGAUCAUUGAUGGAAUUAUUACAAGUACAGACGAGAAUGUACUGGCGGAUUUCCAUAGAGAAAGAACCUGCUAUAUCACAAGAGGUCAGGUCUAUGCGUUAGUUACCAAAAUGAGGACGUGUAGUGAUUUAUGAUACCACUCUUGCUCUUGUUUAGAGUUCCAUUCUUUGUUUAAUUUUAUUGAGUUAUUGUAUUAAAAUGUUGUUAAGGUGAACAUUAAUAAUGCUUCCCACUUAAGUAAAGAAAUCUAGUAAACAGAAAUACUUUUUUUUUUU